CUGAUUGCAUCCCUCAAAAUUGACACAAAACUGCGUGUGAAAAAGACCCAAAGUUUUCGCAUACCUUUUGGGUGUCUAUUUAUCGACUGGAAAAGCGCGCGUUACAGAUCCAAAAGUGCGACUCUAAAGUCCCCAGAGCAAAAAUGUUGUAAAAAAAACCGUGCGGCCAGUAGACAAUCGUUGUUCUACUUCUCUAAAUAACACACACGGACACACACACGCGCGCGCCGCCGAGUGUCAACAGCUGCCCUGGCAAAAAAUGUCGGACAUUAACGAUGACCUGCUCAACUACGAGCUGGGCGACGACAUCGAUGACCAGGCUCUGCUUGGCGCCGACGAGGAUGAGUUGCUACUCUCGGACGAAGAGCUUGAAAGCGAGGUGAAGCAGCAAAUGCGCGCCGAGGCCGAGAAAUGGGCCCAGGAGCAGAUUAGCCAGCACGAGCGCAAGCACAAAGAGCAGUUGCAGGCAGGUGCUGUUGCAACGGCUGUUGUUGUUCCCUCUUUGCCUCCAACAGAUGUGGCACCUCCGAAGUCUUUCCCAGAGCCCACGACCAACACUCCUGCCCCUGCAGCUCCUGCCCCUGCUCUUGCUCCUGCUCCUGCAGGUCCUGCAGUCAAUUUGCCCAGCGGUACGGUGGAGAAACCCAUUGAAACCGCAGUUGCCACAGCAGAGCCAUUGGAUGAGCGCGUGGCAGCCCCUCAUGUCACCACAAACUUGGAUCCACCAGUCCAGCAAUCUAAAGAGGAGGUACCAAUCGCUCAUAGCGUCGAAAGGGAAGCUCCACAGAACAAUGGCAAUGGCGAGGAGGCAGCUGAGAAUGCGGCCAGUCAGAGUGAGGGUGAACAAGGAUUGGGUUUGUGUUCGCUAUUGGCGUCCUCCCAGGAGAGCCUGCCUAGUGCCAGCUCAGCCUCCAUAAUCUCAGAGCUACCCGAUCCACGUGAAGACGAGGAAGAGCGCGAGGAGCGCACCAACUACAAGACGGCCAGUGAACGGGCCGAUAAUAAUAUGAGGCAACAACAAGAACACGCACACAUGUCGCCCUACCAGCACCAGCAGCGGCGACACCACGGCCAUGGAGACAAACCUCGCGUCGGCGGAGGUGGACGUUUUAUGCAUGGCCAGCAGCAGAGCCAGAUGGGCAAGCCGCCGCGCGGAAUUGGAACUCGUCACCAUCUGCUACGCAAUCCAUCGCCAAUGUUUGGCGUUCAGCAGCAGCGCAUGACCAUGGCCGGAAUGCAGCCACCGCCACAGCGAUAUGGCAUGCCGGGUAAUGCUCCACCACCGCAGCACCUAGCUCUGAUGAGCACGCCAGUGGGUGCUGCUUCCACCGCCGCCUGCCUCCUUCCACUAACCGUUCCCGUGUCCCCGCUAACCCUGUCAAUAUCACAAGCCCAUUCAAACCAUCAAGCCCAUCAGCAACAACAGCAAACACUGAACAAUCCGACAUUCAUUCCAAUUCCAGGCCAGUACCCGUCAACUCAGCCACCCAACCAGUCACCACAACAAGCACCGACCAACACACAACAGCCACACAGCGCUCCUGCCUCUCCCCUCCACACUCCCACGCAUUCGCACAUGAUGCACCACAGUCACAACCCGAACGGAGGUGUGCCGCCCCACCUGCUGCCCCAUCCGCACGAGCAGGUGCGUGUUGGUCUGCUGCAGCCACCGCCGUUAGCGUUCGCCCAAAAUCCCGGCGGGUAUCGAAACGGAGCUCUUCUUGGUCCGGGACCUGGACCUGGGCCGCAUCAACAACACCAGUCGCCACACCAGCAGCAGUCUGGCAUGCGUCCACCGCUGUAUCGCAACGCCCCGCCCUCGUAUGGCUACGACCAGGGCCAUCCACCACAGCAUCCGCCGCAAUUUAUGCGUCCGCACAACGGCUGGCGGCCGCAGGGUGACAAUACACGUAUGCAGCGACCUCCACUGCAGACCCUGCCACUGCACAUGAUGCCAGGCGCACCGCCAAAUUACGCCAACGGCAUGGGGAUGAGGGUUCCAACGCCCCAACAGCAACAGUCACAGCAGCAACAGCAACAGCCGGUGCCGCAGCAAUCGGCACAUCCUUCGCAGCAGCCUGGUAAUCCCGGCCAGCAGCAGCAACAACCGAAUGGACCGCCGCAGCAGCAGGGUUCGUCAUCGGUUCCACGAGUCAGUAAGGUGCUCAUCAAUCCGAAUUUCAAAGGCGGAGUAGAGGCAGCUACAAACAAGUUUAUUAAGGAAACUCAUUUUAUGCCCGCUAUUAACAGCGAGGCCGAGUUGCUGCGUCAGCAGGAAGAAUUCAUCAAUAAAAACCGGCAGUACUUUGAGAAGCGACGGAUGGAACGUUCGCCUCCGUCAGCAGGCUCCAACUCAGGAGCAGUUUCCUCUGGACAGGCAGGCGAAAGGAGGAGAACUCGCAGUCGCAGUCGGUCUCGGGGACGCAGCUACUCACCUGUGAAGCGAAUGGAAAGAGAACGCGAUCGAGAUCGGGAGCGCGAGCGUGAGCGGGAUAGGGAAAGGGAGCGAGAUCGUGAGCGAUAUGGCGGCAACCGGGCGGCAGGAAAUCGAGGAUUCCGACGAGCAUCCAGUCGGGAUCGAGAUGAGAAUCGUGGUGGAGCGGGCGCCGGCAGUGCCCAAGGAGCGGGCGGAGCAACAGCCAGCGGUGCGGCGCCACCAAAGCGACGAAGAAGUGGUUCAGCCGGGACAGGCUCUGCCCGAAAUCCAUUUUCUGGCGAGCCACGUGGCCGGCCCUCAGAAGCAGGCAGCCGCAGUAUGCCCAGUGACGAAGACGAAGAGACCCGCAACUACCGCCUGGAGAUUGAGAAGCAAAAGCAAUUACGCGAAAAGAUUAUGCGGGACAAAGAGCUGAAACGUCGGCGCGCGGCUGAGGAGAAACAACACGAGGAAAAACGCGCCGAGCAGCACAAUUCACCAGCCCGUGAUGAUCAGGAAGUGGCCACCGGACACGGAUCUGCAGUGUCGACAGCUACAGCGUCAAAACAUCGUCCUGCCCAGUCGGCUGGCGGCGAACGUAAGGUGAUCUCGUUAAAACGUCGCGACGAUCAGGAUCCCAGCAACGCUCGCAACAGGCAGCAAUCAUCGCAGUCCCAGUCGCAGUCCAAUGCUCAGCCAAGCCAGGGCCAACAGCAGCCGGCGCGCAAGCAAUUGACGGCGGCAAAGAUAGCGCCGGAGGCUAAACGCAGUAUAACCGACCACCUGGCUCCUCCCUCAAAACAGCAGCAUCAUCAUCAGCAACAGCAGUCGGUGAAUGCAUCAGUUCCGGCGAGAACGGCAGGAGGAGGAGGAGCUGUGGCUGGCGGCACGCCACCGAAGUCGCGCGAUAUGCUCCGCCUGGGUACGCUCAGCGACGAUGAAGUGGAGUUAGACUAUGAUGACGAUGACCUGCUGCUGGACGAGGAGGAUCGUUUGUUGGCCACGCCGUCGCCGCCACCACAAAAGGUGAGCAGCAAGAGAUCGGCCACUCCAGAGUUGUUGGUGGUCAAGCGGAAUCACAAGGUGAUGCGCGGCGGCAGCUCCACGUCAGCUCCCAGCUUUAGUUCCAACCAACGGCGGGUGGUGUUGAAACCCACUAGCAAUGGCAGCAGCGGUGGAGAUCAACAGCAGUCAUCGCAUGGCGGCAGACAGAGGGAUAGAAGGCAACGAGAGGACAACGCAUUGCAACGGAAAGGUGGCGCAGGAGGUGGCGGUGGAGGAGGAAGCAGCUCGGGAUCCGGAGUAGCGGUGUUCGAUCGACUGGAUAAACGGCAGGCCUCCUCGGGAGGAAACAGCGGUGGGAGCAGCCACAAGCAGCGCUCCAAGGCGCCCGCCCGCAUCGUACUCAAGCACGAUUGAUAAGAAAAUCUAGUUUAAGAAUAAACUUUUUUAUAUCGGUUAUCUCUGUAGUGGAUAAGAGAUGUACGACGUUGCGGAGGUGUAGUUGAGUAAGAGGAACUUUAGCUUUAAGUUAUAAAGUUGCAACUUGUUGAUCUGUAGACUUGUAUACUCGAAGUCUACAUAAAUAGCGGUUUAUAUAUAUACACACACACAUAUAUAUAUACAUAUAUAUAUAUGUACAUGUCAUGUAUUUGGUGAGUAUGAGUAUGAGUGUCUACACCGUACUCCAUACGGACGGUAUACAUAAGCAUUAACAAAAACCAACAUAUAUUCAUUUAGGUUUAAGUGUAAAAAUCUUAUCAAUGACUAAAACGUGCUUCGUUUUCUUAACCGCAAUUUGUAUUUAAAAUUAGAAUUAAGUGGGAUGCUUAAAGCUUGACCUGGACUACAAAACCAAUUACCACAAUUAUAGCCACACAACUAGAACCCAAAAAUGCAGUUAUAGGCUAUAUAUAUAAUCAAUUGAAAUAUAUAUAUAUAUAUAUAUAUAUAUUUACACUACUUUAUAUAUACAUAUAAUUUAUAAAUGCUUCAGCUUUAGCAUUAAGUGAAUGAGAAGAGCGUCUUGCUUUUAACGAGGACGUAUCUAAAUGAUUUUAUUGAAAGUAAAGAGGACAAAAUCCAUAAAAAAGAAAAACCAACAAUUAACAAGCGCAAAUGCUCUUAAGGAAUUUACCUUGUAUUUAAAUUAUAACCCUGUCUCCUAGAUGUUUGUUUAUAGUUCUAUUUUUUUUUUUUUUAACAUUGUGUCCCGUUGAAUGUAAAUGAAAUUUAUUGUCUGUGCUAUUGUGUUCUAUAUAACUACUUUAAAUCAUAAUACAAGACUAUGUUUGCUUGUGAAUUAGAUUAACUAAUAAACUGGAUAAAAAAAAAUUGUAGCAUAUUACGUAAUAUGUACACAGAAAGCAAUACCAUAAUGGCCUGAGAAAAUGCAGACACAUAGAAUGGUAUCGAUAAAACUGGGAAUGCAGAAAGAUCAAACCAUACAAUAGCCAUAGCAUAUAGAAUAGCACAUACCCUACAUACACAACAACAACAACAACAACAACAAUAAGAGGGCCAGUUCAGUGAUUGAAAUCCUAGCCAUUAAGUAACUGUAAAUACCGCACACACACACACACACACACACAUACUCCAUUCACUUAGCCACAUUUCUGUAAAGGUACCACACUCUGAAAGCUGAGAACAUUAUCCGAUCUAGAACAACAGCCAUAACUCCAUCAAGAUUAUUCGUUAUAAUCAAAUAAUGCAGAAUGCCUAGACUAAAGAGAUUGUUAAAUUAUUGUCACUUCCACUCCCACUACCACUAUCACUCCCACUAAAAAACAAACAAACAUACUUAAUACCUUGAAACGAUCUGCAAGAACUUUUGUAUUUGGACAACAAAAAUAUUAAGCAAACGUUGUACUUUGCAAUUAUUCUCAGCGGAGAAUAUUUAGAAACUCUUAUUGUAUUGAUAAGCUCAUUGAUAUGUUAAUAUGAGUCAUUUGAAUUGUAACUAAGCUAGCUAACUAGAUAAAGAAAAGGCCAAGGCCCGUCAAAGGGAUAUGGCAAAACUAUAUAAUAUGAUAAUGAAAAUAUAAUGAAACCGCUCUAUUAUAAUCAAAUCGAAUCCCAAUUUGGUCCAAGUAAGUCCAUAAUUGAGCUAUGCAUGUGAAAACAAAAACAAAAACAAAAGCAAAAAGAUAAACCCAUAGAGAUAUAUUUAUAAUUGUGUAAUCUAUGAGGCAAUGAUCCGAUUCGGUAAAUGCCUAAAAAUCUGUAUUUUGUUGAGGGUUGCAACGCUAGAAAAUUAUAAGAUAUAAAUGGAAGCGCAUAAAAAAAAAAAAAAAUCGUAUAUGCCUAGGUAUACGUAUAAUUCUAGUAAUCGUAAUGCUACACAAUAUGAUAAUAUAUGGACUAAUAAAAAACAAUUAUACUACGUGCACACAUACAACCGUGCGACAGCAUAA
Drosophila eugracilis is the source of this 5829-nucleotide messenger RNA. Its product is annotated as RNA-binding protein 33. The record is from RefSeq and is a predicted model, not a curated record. Bases 260 to 3835 code for a protein of 1191 amino acids. The transcript has 6 exons. Gene Ontology annotation, molecular function: RNA binding. Lineage: Eukaryota; Metazoa; Arthropoda; Insecta; Diptera; Drosophilidae.